GCCACAGUAAGGUUUCCAACUUUGCCUUUGGACCAUUUGCAGCUGUUCAUGGGGAGAUGAAAUGCUUCCAUGACCAUGAAUUCACUCAACUCAUUUAUUUUCUCUACUGCUACCAUAGUUAUUACACUUCUUCAUCUUCUCUCUCCUCCUGCCUCUUGCUACACGCAAAAACAGCCUUCAGAUACUUCACAGGGUUUGCUAGUUGAAGAGAAAACCAGGUUGGGUUCAACGCCACCAAGUUGUCACAGCAAGUGCAAUCAGUGCCACCCAUGCAUGGCGGUGCAAGUGCCAACCCUACCGAGUCACAACCCAGUGCAACCGGGUCCUAGACUCACCAUACCCAAUGACUACUAUGACCCAUCACCUUCUUCAAGCAACAAGUACUCCAAUUACAAGCCACUGGGCUGGAAAUGCAGGUGUGGUGAUCACUUCUACAACCCUUAGCAGAAAAACCCUUGAUGAAGAUUAAUCUCAGGUUAAUUUUAUAUAUGUUGAUGAACUUCAAUUUUCGGCUUUCAUUUU
This is a messenger RNA of Ilex paraguariensis (yerba mate), 522 nucleotides long. NCBI's taxonomy places the organism in Eukaryota, Viridiplantae, Streptophyta, Magnoliopsida, Aquifoliales, Aquifoliaceae. The record is from the annotation of a GenBank genome assembly.